Molecule: messenger RNA, 2594 nt
Organism: Cheilinus undulatus (humphead wrasse)
Lineage: Eukaryota; Metazoa; Chordata; Actinopteri; Labriformes; Labridae
Gene: calr3a
Product: calreticulin 3a
Exons: 9
Coding region: 127-1410 (427 amino acids)
Biological process (GO): protein folding
Cellular component (GO): endoplasmic reticulum; endoplasmic reticulum membrane
Molecular function (GO): calcium ion binding
Source: RefSeq, a predicted model, not a curated record
ACGGCCAUCUGUGCAGGGCUCUUCGCUGUUGAAAUUCUCAGGUUACAUUUCCUUCUUGCUAUAUUAGCUAAAUUCACCUCAUAAAUCUUCUCUUUACCUCCCUGGCACUGGACAGCUGCAGCCAACAUGAAGCUCUCUGUGGCAAUUUUUGCGGUUUUUGCGUCGAUAUUUGUCACUAUUGACGCUACGGUUUACUUCAAGGAACAGUUUCUGGAUGGAGAUGGAUGGAAGAGCCGCUGGACCGAGUCAAAGCAUAAGUCUGACUAUGGCCAGUGGAAACUGAGUGCUGGAAAAUUCUAUGGGGAUGCUGAGGCUGAUAAAGGCCUCCAGACCAGCCAGGAUGCCCGCUUUUAUGCCCUGUCGACCAAAUUUGAAUCCUUCAGCAAUGAAGGUAAACCUCUGGUCAUCCAGUUUACCGUCAAGCAUGAGCAGAAGAUCGACUGUGGAGGUGGCUAUGUUAAAAUUUUCCCCGCUGACCUUGACCAGAGCGACAUGCACGGAGACUCGCAGUAUUACAUCAUGUUUGGACCUGACAUCUGUGGAUACAGCACGAAAAAGGUUCACGUGAUCUUCAACUACAAGGGUCAGAAUCACCUCAUCAAGAAAGACAUCAAAUGCAAGGAUGACGAGCUGACCCACUUGUACACACUGAUUCUGAAUCCAGACCAGACAUACGAGGUGAGGAUCAACGAUGAGAAGGUUGAGUCUGGCACUCUGGAGGAGGACUGGGAUAUGCUGCCCCCUAAGAAAAUUAAGGACCCAGAUGCCAAGAAACCUAGUGACUGGGAUGAUAAGGCGAAGAUUGAUGACCCCAGUGACACCAAGCCUGAGGACUGGGAACAGCCUGAGACCAUCCCUGACCCUGAUGCCAAGAAACCCGACGACUGGGAGGAGGACAUGGACGGAGAGUGGGAACCUGCCAUGAUUACCAACCCAGAAUAUAAGGGCGAGUGGAAACCCAAGCAGAUCGACAACCCUAACUACAAAGGCCCCUGGGUUCACCCUGAGAUCGACAACCCAGAGUACACUCCUGAUGACACCAUGUACAAGUUUGAUAACAUUGGAGUGCUGGGCCUAGAUCUGUGGCAGGUUAAAUCUGGCACCAUCUUUGACAAUUUCCUGAUCACCGAUGAUGUAAAAGAAGCAGAGGAGUUUGGGAAGAAGACCUGGGGAGUUACCAAGGGACCAGAGAAGAAGAUGAAGGAGGAGCAGGAGGACAUGGAGAGGAAACUGAGAGAGGAGGAAGAGAAGAGCAAGAAAAAGGACACUGAAGGUGAUGAGGACGAUGAGGAAGAUGGUGACGAGGAGGAAGAUGAGGAGGUCGAUGAAGGGGAGCAGGAUGAGGAAACAGAGGAGGACACAGGGGCAGAAGAGGAGGACAACGAGAUCAAAGGGAAGGACGAGUUGUAGAGGAAAGGAGCUGGUGAUUGGACUGCAGGUUUCUCUCUGCAGGUUCAAACUUGUGGCAGAAAUCAGCGACAGCCCCAUGGACUCUGGCCUUUCAUACAGCAGCCUUUUAUUCAGGUGUAGGGACAAUGGGGUGCAAGUUGGGGUCAGAUCAGAUUUAUUUUUUAUUAAUUUACUCUUUUUUUCAGCCUCCAAAUUAGAGAAAGGAGAGGGGUUUACAUGUUUCUUUCUGUUUGUCGUCUUUGGUUGAGAGUUUUAUAAUUUAAUGUGAUUUGCUGAGCGUGGUCAGUCCCAUGGUGUAUGUGCAGUUCUUCAGAGCCUAUUGAUUUUAUUAUUGCCUUUGUUGGGACGACUGCUAAAUUGAGGUUCUGUGUUGUCUGGUUCUUGCACUUUUAUCUCUCCUGUGAGAUGUAGAAUUGUUUUUUAUGACCCCUUCAUAAUUUAUUCAAUUGUUUCCCCUAAAAUAUUGUCAUUUCCCAAAGCUCUAAUUCUGUGUCUUUCUUCCAACCAUGUGUCUUUGAGUGAAUGAUGUGUGUAUGGAAUGAGACUUCAUCAGACUGUGAUUUUUAUUUUCUUAUUGUUCAUCUGAAUGAGCGACUGUCCUGUGGGUGCACUGAGUUUCAGUGAAUAAAGUGAAGCUUCUCACAACAAAGUCACUCUUGUUCUUGAAAGCAGUGGUAGCUGUGGAUGCGUUGGUUCAGUUUGUCAUGCUUCUUUUUAAAAUCACUUGUUUUGUUUUCUUUUUUUUGCUGACUGCCUUCUUCUCACUAACCCACUGACAAGGCAGGUUACCAGCAACUGUCCUUGUACAGAAUUCUGAUUAAAUCUUAUCUCAACUAUGUAAAUGGAUUCGAUUGGGCAGCCAUAUUUAUCCAUUCUAGGGCUGUCAAGAUUAACUGAGUUAAUCGUGAUUAACAAUUGGUGCACAAUUUUUUUUUCCUUAUACUUUAUUUCUCUAAACACACUGGUUAAGCCAUGUCAGUGUGUUCCUGCAGCCACAGGGAUGUGCAGUUUGUUCAUUAAUUCUCCUUAAUGUUAACCUGGCAUGCUAGAUGGAUUUGUUUCACACAUCCAUCUGGAAAACCUCUCAUACACAGCUUUUUGGAAAGGGCAGAGCCUUUGAAAAAAAAUUUGGAAGGUGAUAGGAUGAAUGUUCUUUCUGUCAAAUCUUUACGGGCUAAUCAGAG